AUGCUGACGGCAAUAUCGACUCGCUGCCGACUGAUAUGCAGGGUAAUCCAUAUUGGGGCACCUGCCUCAGUUGAGGCUCGUGUCCGUGGAUGUUCGGCCGAAGGAGCUAGUCAUCGAGCUUUGAAUACAUGGCAGCGCGGUUUCCUUUCUGACGGCGACGACGAGGCUGCACGCGCGGCUAUUCUUGAGAAUGCUCUCAAGGGCAGGCAGCCAACUGAUCUCAUGCUCAGGUGCACCAUUCUUGAUGCGCAAGGAUCCGUCAAGAGCGUGUCCGGUCAGUUUACAAAGUCCGACUUGUGCGCCGAACACCGUCUCAAUCCCCGUGACCUUCGGAAAAUUGAUUCGCGUAUACCGAACCUUGUUCCGACCAUUCUCACACGCAAAGAAGCCAUUCUUGUUAACAUUCUCCAUAUUCGCGCCCUUGUCAAAGCGGAUGCGGUAAUACUGUUUGACUCGUACGGAAGCGUCGACUCGAGACUCCAUUCGGUAUUUUUGUAUCAUCUUGAACAUAACCUAAAGCAAAAGUCCACCACUCUUCCAUAUGAGUUCCGUGCCCUUGAAUCAAUUCUGGUUUCCGUCGUGUCAGCGCUCGAAGCCGAGAUGGUCUUUACCCGCCACCUGGUUGCGGGACUUUUGGCUGAACUAGAAGAUGACAUUGACAGGGACAAAUUCAAGCGAUUACUACACUACUCCAGGAGAUUACAGAGCUUUACUAAUAGAGCCAAACUAGUACAAACAGCGUUGGAGGAGGUUUUGCAACAGGGUAGGUCGGUGACGUAUUAUGAUGACCAUGAUUUUAAUCACCCCAUUUUUAACUUUCUCUCGGUAACCCAUAUCGAUCGUGCUAAACUCGACUCAGACGAAGACAUGAAUCAUAUGUACUUGACCGACAAAAAACUUGGAGUAGAACGCAAAAUGGAGGACCACGAUGAGCUGGAGGUUUUACUCGAGUCAUUUGACAAACAAGUGGAGGAGAUUGUCAACGAAGCGGAAACGACUAUCAGUAACGUGCAAUCAACACUGGAAAUUGUCGAGCUAAUUCUGGACUCUAACCGUAAUGCCCUCCUCGCCCUGGACUUGAAAGUCUCCAUUGGUACUUUUGGAAUUGGUGCAGGGGCUUUAGUGGCGGGGCUAUUUGGGAUGAACUUGCAAAGUCAUCUUGAGGACGACAGAUUUGCAUUCUUCGCCGUGUCGGGGGUAGCAAUGGGGAUCUUGCCUGCCCCAUUAUUUCGCGCUCUCGGGUUGCUAUUCUAUGUUCACAUUAUAUCCGCACUGAUCUCCCUGGAACCUGGACCACAUGUUGCUUAA
This is a messenger RNA of Rhizoctonia solani, 1308 nucleotides long. Its product is annotated as magnesium transporter protein 1. NCBI's taxonomy places the organism in Eukaryota, Fungi, Basidiomycota, Agaricomycetes, Cantharellales, Ceratobasidiaceae. Bases 1 to 1308 code for a protein of 435 amino acids. Gene Ontology annotation, molecular function: magnesium ion transmembrane transporter activity. Gene Ontology annotation, cellular component: mitochondrial inner membrane. The record is from RefSeq and is a predicted model, not a curated record. Gene Ontology annotation, biological process: mitochondrial magnesium ion transmembrane transport. The transcript has 9 exons.